GCACGGCGGUGGGCUGUACCCACAGUACCUUGCGCCGCCUCCCGGGCGGGGGCGAUGACGACGACGGCGGCGUCGCGGGGGCGGCGGACGGUUGGCGAGGGGGAAAUGCCGGCGGCCGCCGCGACGCAGAGGGAGCCGGGCGCGGUCGCCGCCUCCUGCGUGGCGAUCUGAGCGCUCGUGUGGAGGCCGCCGGCGGCGGGGGGAGAGGAUGGAGGGCGGCGGAGCUCCGCGAGGGACCCGCUGCUGAGCUGGCGGCUCCGCCCGAGAGGAAAGCAGUGGAGAUCUGCCGCAAGUGGCUUAUUUUUGCAGGAACAUUCCAUGGCCAAGAGUUAUAAUUUGCUUUCUUAACUGAGCUGCGCUGUGUGGCUGGAGUGAACAUUCAAUAAUGAGUGGUGCAGCUUUGGGCCUUGAGAUAGUAUUUGUCUUUUUCCUGGCUUUAUUCCUACUUCAUCGAUAUGGAGACUUUAAGAAACAGCAUAGGCUGGUGAUCAUAGCAACCUUGUUGGCCUGGUAUCUCUGCUUUCUUAUUGUGUUUAUACUGCCUCUGGAUGUCAGCACGACUAUAUAUAAUCGCUGCAAACUUAAUGUUAACUCCAGCCCUCCAGAAAGUAAUGGCUCUUAUGUUACGCUUGCUCCAAGCAAGCAAAAAUGUUUCAAACCAUGGAGUUAUAUUCCUAAUGGAAUUAUGCCAAUUUUCUGGCGUGUUGUAUAUUGGACGUCACAGUUUUUAACAUGGAUUCUGUUACCCUUCAUGCAAUCAUAUGCUAGAUCAGGAGGUUUCUCCAUUACCGGGAAGAUUAAAACUGCAUUGAUUGAGAAUGCAAUCUAUUAUGGCACUUACCUGCUGAUUUUUGGAGCCUUUUUAAUAUAUGUGGCUGUAAACCCAAACUUCAAUUUGCAGUGGAACCAACUUCAGACUAUUGGGAUAGCAGCUGCAAACACCUGGGGUCUCUUUCUUCUUGUGUUGCUUUUGGGUUAUGGUUUGGUGGAAAUUCCCCGUUCUCACUGGAAUGGGGCCAAACGGGGUUAUCUUCUUAUGAAGACCUAUUUCAAAGCUGCCAAACUGAUGACUGAAAAAGCAGAUGCAGAGGAGAAUUUAGAGGAUAUUAUGGAGGAGGUCCGUAAAGUAAAUGAGAGUAUCAAGUAUAAUCACCCUUUGAGAAAAUGUGUUGAUACGAUAUUGAAAAAGUGUCCUACAGAGUACCAGGAAAGAAUGGGUAGGAACAUGGAUGAUUAUGAAGAUUUUGAUGAAAGACAGAACAGUUAUCCAAGUGAAAAAAGUUUGGUCAAACUUCACAAGCAGGUAAUUUAUUCAGUACAGAGACAUCGUCGUACACAGGUCCAGUGGCAAAUUCUUUUAGAACAAGCCUUUUACCUGGAAGAUGUGGCAAAAAAUGAAACCAGUGCAAGUCGCCAGUUUGUUCAUACUUUUCAAUCCCAGGAAUCAGAGAAUAAAAUUUUUCAGUAUUUCUACACACCAACUGUUGAGUGGUACUGGGAGUGUCUUCUACGACCGUGGUUUUACAGGGUUCUUGCAAUUGUUUUGGCCACAUUCUCUGUAAUUGUUGUGUGGUCGGAGUGCACGUUUUUCAGCACAAAACCCGUUUUAUCCUUAUUUGCAGUUUUCAUACAGCUGGCAGAAAAGACAUACAAUUAUAUAUACAUAGAGAUGGCUUGUUUUCUCACCAUCUUUUUCCUAAGUAUCUGUGUUUACUCUACUGUCUUCAGGAUCCGUGUAUUUAACUAUUAUUACUUAGCUUCGCAUCAUCAGACAGAUGCAUACAGUCUCCUUUUCAGUGGAAUGUUAUUUUGCCGUCUUACUCCACCAUUAUGUUUGAAUUUUUUGGGCUUGACCCAUAUGGAUGCAACAAUCUCUCAUAAAAACACUCAGCCAACUGCUUACACGUCAAUAAUGGGAUCUAUGAGAGUCCUGUCCUUCAUUGCAGAUGGAUUCUAUAUAUAUUAUCCAAUGCUUGUUGUCAUUCUCUGUAUUGCCACAUACUUCAGUUUAGGAACUCGUUGUUUGAAUCUUCUGGGAUUCCAGCAGUUCAUGGGGGACAGCGAAAUGACAUCUGAUUUGAUUGAUGAAGGAAAAGAACUAAUCAGAAGAGAGAAAAGAAAGCGGCAAAGACAGGAAGAAGGUGAAAAUCGGAGAAGGGAAUGGAAAGAGCGAUAUGGAAACAGAGAAGAUUCCACUAGAAACAGAGCUGUCCACACAGACCAAAAAGAAUCCAGCUUCUCAGAGACCAGCACAAAUAGACCGCUAUCAAAGUACACCCGAUCAAAUGGUAGGACUGAGAGAGAUAGAAUAGAACUCCUCCAGGAUGCAGAACCUCUGGAUUUUAAUGCAGACUCGAUUAAUGAUGACCCUCUUGAAUCAGAGUCUGGAAGGUACCAGCCUGGUGGAAGAUACUUGUCAAUGUCUCGAAGCAGAAUAUUUGAUGAUGUCUAAAAUCCUCGAAGCUAAAGACAAUUCAGUGGAAAUCUAUUUCCUGCUCACUGAUUGGAAAACACUGUAUUUGUGAUAUAUCACUGAACUGAAAAAGACCAUUUCCAUUUAAAGGGAGAAUAUGAAGGAACAACUAUAUUUUGGAAAUGCACCUGUAUGAUAACUCUACCACUUAUGUCAAGAUUAUGCUCCUUCUAUUGUAGAUACUGUUAUGCAUCAAUGUGGGCUUUUGUGUCAUGACCAAAAGGAGAAAACUAAUCAAUUAAAUUACUACAGAAUAAACUUGAUAAAUGUACAUAAGGCUCAACCAGAAUUGUAACAUAUAAGUUUUAGGAAGAGGAUUUUUUUGGAAGGAUUUUUUUUUUCUAAACGGAGACAGAGAGCAUCUUAAUGCAGCCAAAGUGCAGUUAUAUCAAUUAUUGUAGUCAACACUUUCUAAAAAUUUUUCUAUUUGAAUGUUAUGCCUAGUCCAGAAUCUAGUGAAUUAAAUUAAGGCUUCUUUUGGCUUCAGCAGCCUUUGAAUCAGAUCCUUUAUAAGCAGAAAGUUUGAAUGGCUGGCUGUUCUUCAUAAAAUGUGCUGGCAUAAAUUUUGGAGCAAUGUGUAUCAGUCAUGAAAGGUAAUCUUUUCUUUUCCAAUACUAUGUGCAGAUAAAUGGUUUUAGCAUGUGUAAAUAAUUGAAUAUGGACCUGAGUUUCACUGUCAUAUGAGCAUAAGUGCAAUAGCAAGAAUACAUUAUCCAAUGUAUGAUGCCUGCUUAAGGUUUUUACAGGUAUAAAAGUUGAAUCUUAGAACUUUAAUGGUUUUGUAGCUGUAAAAGAAAUGUAAUGUGAAAAUUGAUUUAAUGCUGAAACUUUACAAUUUGCACAUGUUUCAGACACGGUUUAAAAUUUUAGAGUAUUUCGUUAGAGGAAGGGAACUAGAUAGCAUGACUGGACUUGUAAACACUUCUAAUGUCCCAACUGCCCUGGUUGCAUUACGUAUUUGUUUUUAAGGUGCCUGUAUUUUACAGUAAGUUGUUGCAAAAGGAAUAAAUGCUUAUUCGUUUAAAUGCCAUUCAAAAAUGCCAAUUAUUAGUGGUAUAAAAUGUUUUAAAUUAAUUUCAGUGGUGUAGAUAUAUUUUUAAGCUGCAGUUAGCUGAAUGAAUUUUCAAAUUUAAUCAUAAGGUAAAAGAUGUAGUCAUACUCAUGAUAUCUUGGGAAACUUGAUUAACUUAAAGUGUUGCUUUAUUGCAGUUUGUCUUAUGUUUUUACCACUUGGGAGUUUUCUUAUGUGCUUAUUGUGAAGUGAUGUUCAAAACUGAAAGAAGAAUUACUGAAAGUAAUUUCUAUCAUAGAUUUUUUUAUCAUGCUUAAAAGACAGGCAGCCCUUUAAGCUAGGAAUGGGUUAUUCUGAAAAUUUUCAUGAAUGAGAUGUUCUGCUAAUUCUUAAAAGCAGUCUUUGUUUUUUGAAGUAAGCGUUAAUGGGAUUCUAACUACCUCCUCUAACUUAGUACAUUAGUGGUAUUUAGUAGGGUAAUGAUAUUUGUAGGAUAUUGAUCUGCCUAUUUUAGAGUACUGAAUUGUUACUACAAAGGAGAAAAAGUAGUCUACCUGUGUAGAAUUAAUUGUAUUAAUAAAUGGGCAGACGUUAAAUAACUGUCAGUUCUGUUUUUAGGUGAAUACAGUGAAUGACAGCCAUGCCCAUGUUUGUCCAGGCACAUGCAAUUUCCAAAAUACCUGUAAGAGGCGACUCUUCUAGUCUGGGGUUUUUUGUGUUUUCUGAAAGUUUCAUCAAAAUCUCAUGGCUGCAUCAGGGACUGGACGCUGAGAAAAUGGGAGACAUAUUAUGCAGUCUGUUCUUUAGCAAUGUUAUAUUAACACAUUUAAUUUAUAUUAGAUAUAUUUAGAAAAAAAUAUCCUGAAUUCAGCCUUAACUGAAUAGGGUUACUUGGUUUAUGUAUAUUCUUGGACAUCCAUGUGAAUGUACCUAGACUUGAUAUUUCUGUUUUUAAAACUUACAGAUAUCUGGCUUGCUUGCCCAAAAGCUUCUUUGUAAAAUUCUUCAGAUGAAGUAAGGCGCAAGUUCUUCAUUUAAGACCUGAAAUGUCACUACAAAGGGAUCUAAUUCAGUGCUAAUGGAACAUCACAGAAGGAAUGUUUGUUUUUCUGAAUGCGUGUGAAGUGUCUUACCUAACUGCCGUUGACUUCAGAGGGCUGGAUGGAGCCUUUGUGGGGCCUGAUUUCUGCUUUCCCAGAAAUGAGUGGAAUGGUUGCUAACAGAAUUUUCAAUGGAAACUUGGUUAGGAUUUUAUGUGUGAAAGCCAGUUAGUCCCUGGUGUAAGCCCUCUGUAUAAUUUUCACUGGAAUACAAAAAUUUGAGGAGUUGAUGGUAUAAAAUUAAUGGCAAUGGAAUUUCAGUUGCUAGUACAGAAAUUCCUUCCUAAUUGAGGUGGGAAGCUACUGACCUUUUUCGAUGCUGCAGUGUAGUAAUGAAGUAACCAGUGGCUCCUUUUGGAAAGCAUGGGAAGUGGAGCCCCUAAAAUCUCUCAAGAGGUCUCCCCUGGAUAGUGCUUGGAGUUCCCAAAUGUUCCCUGGAUACUGGGAGUUUAACUAAGGAAUUGAUAGGGAAGCCAGGGUUUCACCUAUAGCAUUCAGUGCUGACUAACAGUUACCCUUGCUCUAAUUAAGUGCAAUUUAGUAGGCUAAUUAAUCUAAAGUGUGUUUUAAAAUCAUUGUGAGUUCCUAUGAAUAUAAAUCUGGAAAUUUUUCAAAAAAGAAAUAGAGGGCAAAACUAUAAAAGAACAUUGGAGAAAUAAGGGGUUUGUUUGCACAGCAUUUGCUGUGUACUUGAGCUAAUUUUAAGCUAGUUUUUUACUGCUUGUAUAAAUAAUGGAGAACUUGCUUGGAGGUUAAGUGCCUGAGGAUUUACCCCACUUCACGGCCAGCUUGUGGUAACUCUUGCUGAGUUCUUUGCUGCUGUAGCUCUACUCUUAACAGUACUUCAGCUAAAAAAAAAAAAAAAAAUAGCUUUGAUGUGUUUAAGCAGAGACUGCACUAUGGACUAAAGAUGUUCUUGCAACACAUUCGAUGCUACAGAUUAAGCAAUUUAAAAUAUAACUGCCUUGCAACUGUGCUUUUGGAAACUGAAUGUUAGCAUAUUUAUUCUGCCAGUAUAUGGUCUUAUUUAUUUGUAACUAAAGAGUGACAGUUAUAUCUUUCUUUAUAAUUUCGCUUCUUGAAUUACCGAACAGUUCAGGUAUACUUCCAUUUCAUCAUUGUUAUCACACUGUUUCCUCUUAAGCUGUGAACACAAAAAAAAUUUUUUAAAAACAAAACAAAACCCCAAGCUUAAUACAAAUGUAUGAAUAUUGUCAUAUCAAGUAUUUAAACCAGUGCAAAUUGUAAUGAACUUUGAAAAGUGAGAUUGGAAAUGGUAGCUGCUUUAAUAAUGUCAGCACAGAGCAGGUUUCUUAAAAUUAUGGGUAGCAAACAGCUCUAGUCAAGCUUAACAGUUCCUGCUAGAUUUGGAGUUCUGUGUUUUCAGGCAUUUAAAAAUAGAGAUAUUGGAAUACGUAUAUUGGGAAAUGAGUCCUCUGCACUCUCAUCAGUCAAGUAAAGUGAGGGAGUCUCUACCUGAGGGAAAGUAAAAGAUCUUGAAGCUUCUUUUUACCAUGUGCUGGUAGUGAUACUUUGGGAGAACUGUGAGGUAUUUUAUCACUUAGGUACGAUAAUGUGUUAAAAACCAGCCAACUUUAUACUGCUGUAAAUGAUAUUACUGGAAAAAUCACAGUAUAUAAUCUGCCUUUGUUUUGCAAUCAAACACUUUUAAAUUAACUUAUUACUAACAGUAUUAAUAGGAAUGGGGGAAAGCUGCUAUCUUUUCAAUAUUUGUUCUUGCUAUUAUAAAACAACAUACAAUGAUUUUUACAUAUGAAGGAUUUUAAAAAGUGCUUACUCUGAUUUCCUGUAAUGAUAAUUUAUACUUUAUUAAAUUUGUCUUGGAAUAAUGUAAUUGUUAUAUGAAAAAUACAUUAUUUUGUUCCAAUUUUCAUUAUUGUUGUUAAUUGCUUGCAAUCUGAGGGGCAUUUACAAUACCAAAUAGAGAUCACUUUAUGAAAGAAAGAUUGUUAAGAGGCUUCUUAAAGAAAUCUGACCUAUUCAUGACAGUCAAAUGUAUACAUUUUAAUCAUUAACAAAAACACUAUUUGUGGUAUAUAUUGUCUCCUAACUUUUAAUUUUUCUUUGAAAUUCAGAAAAUGAUUAAUUUUUAGAGUAAUUUACUUGUAAAACUUAAACUUUGAGAUUUUUACAUUCUUUUUCCUGUAACGAGCUCUGCAGGUAUAUGUACUGUUUCACAGCAGUUCUCUGCUAAUAUUAGCUGUGCCUCUAAUUGAGUAGUCUAGUCUGAAGUUAAGACACUCCUACACUAUUUUGUUAAGUUAAUAGAAACCCAGCAUUCCCAGCAAAAUAGCACUUUGAACUAGAUCCUUUUUUAAUGUAUUAAUUGCUAUAAUUGAUUAUGUUGCAUUAGAUUCAGUCAUAUUGUAAGCCCAAUCAGGUUUAUUCUUGUUUCUAUUAAAGUGCACUAGAAUGUAUUCCUCAGCAUGCUUUGAAGUUUAUCUUUUUGUAUUUCAGUUGUAAUGGGCAGGCAAUAAUAAUAUGCAGCUUCAGUUAUUUCUUCAGGAUAAUGUUAUAUUUGACAUAUUCCUGUAGAUUAUAACAGUUUGAGAGUGAUAGCGUAGCAUUUCUCUCAAAUUCUAUAGAAAUCCUUUAUUUUCUGUAAAAAUGCCUGAAAUUUCUGUGGAAGUAUAUGGAAGAUAAGGGAAUUUAUUUGUAAGUAUAGGUUUAGUAAUAGAAGAUCUUCAUUCUCCAGUGUGUAUCAAGGAUAGUCUGUAGGAGUGCUGCUGAUGGAUAGACUAGCUUCUUUUGCCUUAUGAUACAAGUAUGUCUGUGCAUAAUACCUUGUUUUGAAAUUCACUGAGUUAUAAAUUUUUCUGUGUAGUGUUCUAAAUUAUUGAUGUACUGGAUAUAUUUUUGAAAUGUAUGUUUAAAUAUCUAGUAAAAGAGUUGGCAUGAAAUAAAUCAUUUCUGCAAUACA
Molecule: messenger RNA, 7526 nt
Organism: Dromaius novaehollandiae (emu)
Lineage: Eukaryota; Metazoa; Chordata; Aves; Casuariiformes; Dromaiidae
Product: G-protein coupled receptor-associated protein LMBRD2
Exons: 19
Coding region: 386-2452 (688 amino acids)
Biological process (GO): adrenergic receptor signaling pathway
Cellular component (GO): membrane
Source: RefSeq, a predicted model, not a curated record